Messenger RNA from Anoplopoma fimbria (sablefish), 2880 nucleotides. RefSeq names its product myelin-associated glycoprotein-like. NCBI's taxonomy places the organism in Eukaryota, Metazoa, Chordata, Actinopteri, Perciformes, Anoplopomatidae. Bases 42 to 2183 code for a protein of 713 amino acids. The transcript has 10 exons. The record is from RefSeq and is a predicted model, not a curated record.
UACUGUACUUCUCUGUAGGAUCAUCAAUUUGACAGGAAAACAUGACCGGUGCUAUAAAGGUUUUCCUCAUAUGCUGUCUAUUUCAAGGUAGCUCAUGCCAACACUGGGCAGUCUUCAUGCCUCAGACAGUAGAGGUACUAAGUGGAUCCUGUGUGAUGGUCCCCUGCACCUUCAGCUUGCCCGUAGGUUUGGAUCAACACCUGGAUGAUUCCUGUGGAGUCAUUUGGAUGAGAGGCUGGAGUGCAAUUAAGGUGUUUGACUCCAGUCUCUCUGGAGAACAAGCAAGCUUAAAUAGCAUCCAAGGAAACCUAACGGGCAUCUUGCGCGAGAAGGAUUGCACCAUCAUCUUCGACAACCUGCCGUUGGAAUAUUACGACAAAUAUUACCUCAGACUGCAGUGUGACAAUCUGAAGUUCAACUUUCCAACUAGCAUCCUUAUCAUCACUAAAAAUUUCAUGCCUAAACCUACCAUAACUCCAUCCAGGCUGGUAGUAGAAGAAGGAACUUCAGUGAGGUUGAACUGCGAGGCUGUAGCCCACUGCCCCAUUCUUCCCCCAGCUCUGACUUGGACCCCCACUAUAGGUGACAUUGAGGAAAACAAUGAAACUAAAUCGGUGACCUCUGUAAUGAACUUCACAGCGUCUUACCUCCACGAUGGACAGAGGUUCUCGUGCACUUCUCUCUACAACCGACAAGCUGGCAACAGUGACCUUCUGUAUGAAAACAGUUUGACCCUCAGUGUUCUUUAUCCUCCAAAUAACACAUCGGUCAGCUACUCCACUCCUGUCAUAGAGGGCAGCUCAGUGACCCUGACAUGCAACACCAACGCAAAUCCAGCUGUGGACAGUUACACCUGGUACAAAGUGGAUGGAGAUCAGGUGACAGAAGUGGGUUCCAAAAAAAGGCUUUCAAUGAUGGUCUCAGAAGUGGACAGCAAAUUCUACUGCCGUGUCAGUAACAGAUAUGGAAAGCAGGACUCAUUCAGCACUCAGAUAGACGUACAAUUUCCACCAAAGGAAACCACAGUAAACAUUAACCCAGAUGGUCCCAUACUGGAGGGCAGCUCUGUUUCUCUGCUCUGUAGGAGCCGUGCAAACCCACCCGUGACCAAGUACACCUGGUUCAAAGAUGACAAAGAGGAUAAGGAGUCUCAAUCCAGCUUGGUUAUAAACGGUGUGGACCGGAGUCACAGUGGUGACUACCGCUGUGUGGCAAUAAACGAGCUGGGAGAGGAAGUUUCUGAACCGACUCAGCUGGACGUCCAGUAUCCCCCUAAGAACACCUCAGUGUCAGUUGACCCCUCUGGUCCAGUGCUGGACGGUAGCUCCGUUACACUGACCUGCGCAAGCAUCGCCAAUCCAGCAGCAGUUAACAUCACCUGGUUCAGAGUGACUGGAAGAGAAAAGGAGGUGAUGGGCUCUGACCGAGACUUCACUUUCAAUGUGACCAAACUCUCGGACGAUCAGUACUACUGUGAAGCUCUGAAUGUCCUCGGAGCUGAAUACUCAGAGCUCGCAAGUAUUAAUGUCACAUUUGCUCCAGAGAUUCUGCAUUCUUCACGCUGUGUCAAGAUUUUAUCCUUGAUCCGAUGUUCCUGCGACAGCCAGGGGAACCCACCUCCCUCCGUGAUUUGGGAAUUGUCUGGGGAGGCUGUCAAUCACUCUGCCGCCAUCCCAAUCAUGGAAGUUCCACUUGGGAGUGUGGGUAUGAGGAGCCUAAUCAACCUGUACCAUCUGGACAAAGGCAUGCCCUCUCUAGUCUGCCUCAGCAUCAACUCACUGGGCUCUGAUAGUUUUGUAUUCAACGUGUCCUCCAGUGAAACUCAGCUAGGCCUCCGUGCUUUGUCUAUUUUAUUCGUCUCUUCAGUGGGAGCACUGGCGAUGCUGCUGUUGUGCGUCCUGCUGUUGCUAUUCUUUUGCAGGGAAAGGAAAGGAAGACUUCCACCCAACAAGGAAUUGGUGGACACUUCCAACUUAUUAGUUGCUUAUGGGACCAACUCAUCAAAAGCGGUUAUAAUUAAUGCCAAGCUUGGGGAAGAGGAGAUCAGAGGCCUGGACUCCAAGACGGCUGAGUGCUCUGAGAUCCUUCUGCACUCUAGAGGAAGCAAUGACGGAGACGCAAAGGAAGAAGAGACAGUUCCAGACACCCAUUUGGAAAAAGGGAAAUCCCUGAUGGACUCGUAGGACAGGUCAGUGAAAGGGUUAUAGCUUAACUUUAAAGGAAAUGAUAUCCGAAAGAAAGAAUUCUGGACUUCAAAGUAGAAGGGCUUUAUCAUGUCAGCAAGGCUCGGUCUUCAGCAGUGGAGAUAGAAACUUCACUGCAGGCAACCUUAUUUAACAUGAUUUUUGUCACACUCUUUUGGCUUUAAGUUAAGCUCUCAACUAUUGUCACUAUAACUCAUUUUCUUGUGUCUCUUUACUGAAAAAUGCUGAGCAGAACCACCAUAAAAAUGAAAACAAAAAGUAGGUAGUUACCCCCUAAUCAACCAGUAAAUGUUCCCUUUUAAACCCAUGACAUUUAUUGUUCUAUGUUAUUCACUACUAUAGAUGAAUGACGUCACAUUUGUAUGCAACUGUUUAUAUUUAAUAUUUCAAUUCAAAAGUUUGUCUUAGAGUACUGUUGAUUUGUUAUUUAAAACAUAUGUGGAGAGUGAAAGAGUUUGUUACACUUUUGUACUUGUUUUUUUGUUUAAAUCGCUAAAUGUUUUUGCUUGUUCAUGAAAAAAAAAAGAAAGCUGUUCUUCAUGCACUUAGGUUGGCAGAUAUACAAGAGCCGAAUUCAAAGUCGGUAAUGCUAUGGAGCAUUAAGCAUAUAGCACAUUGUUUUAACAUGCGUAUUUCAGAAACAAGCCUCUGUAACAUUAAAGCCAUGUCAUCUUGU